Bombina bombina (fire-bellied toad) is the source of this 1405-nucleotide messenger RNA. Its product is annotated as E3 SUMO-protein ligase ZBED1-like. The record is from RefSeq and is a predicted model, not a curated record. Bases 408 to 1349 code for a protein of 313 amino acids. Gene Ontology annotation, molecular function: DNA binding. Lineage: Eukaryota; Metazoa; Chordata; Amphibia; Anura; Bombinatoridae. The transcript has 3 exons.
UUGACGAAAAUAUUUUCGUCAAAUGUUUUCGUCAGCGGCCGUUUUUAGUGACGAAAAGUUAACGAAAAUUAAGUUAUCAUUAAGUCAAUUGACGAAAAAUAUGACGAAAAUCAAUUCCAAUUUUCGUCAUUGGACGAAACCGAAACGAAAAUGUGAGGGUCUGAGGGAGGGACGUCACCUGAACCUCCGCUUUUUAGUUUCCUCUGAGCUCCACCCACCGCUGUCUGUUAGAGUGAGAUGCACGCAGCCACGCAUGGGAGUCUGGGAGAGAGAGUGAGAGACGCAGGCGCAGCUGCAGGAUCCCUCUGUUUGCCUAAGGGAGUCGGGACUUCUGGAACAACGCCCUGCAGUGCAACUGAGUGCAAACCACAGAAGAGAAGAGGAAGAGUUGGAAUUGGAAUUCCUCCAUGUCUGGAGAGUGGAAAUUGAAUGUGACGUGUCACCAACAGGUAGCAUACACUGCUGCACAAACUGUACAGAUACAGAUGACACUAGUCACAGAAAUGUUAGUGUCUGGGAGAAAGAGAAGAGAAGAUCUAUGGAUGCAUUUUACAUUUGAUGCUAAGGAGAACAAGACCCUUUGCAAACCAUGUGGAGUGGCAAUCACUGGUAAAAAUACAACAAACUUGAAGCGUCAUUUGCAGAUGAGUCAUCCCGAAAUUCAUACAAAGAUACAGAAAACAUCCAAUGAUGGGCCAAGUCAAGCCAGUGCACCACAGCAAAAUAUUUACACAGCUCUUGUAAGUGCUUCAAAAUACAAAAUUGACUCUAAGGAACAACAGGCCAGGGAGGAUGCCAUAGCAAAAUGGAUUGGGCGCACUGGAUUACCAGUCAGAACGAUUGAAGAUGAGGACUUUGUUAACAUGAUGGCGACCGUAGAUAGGAGACUGAGUGUUCCAAAGAAAACUAAAAUAAAUAAUCUGAUUGACAAACAUUAUGAAGAUGAAAAACAAAAAUUCAAAAAGAGACUGGCUGCUGCCCGGAGAGUAUCUAUUUGCACUGAUUUGUGGACAAAAAAAGGACUAACAGCUUCAUUCCUUGGUAUAAGUGCGUGCUACUUUUGUGUUGACCAAAAUAAAGCUGAUCACAUAUUGUUGGCCCUUGAACAAGUAGCACACCCACACACUGCACAGUCAAUCAAAUCAUGUGUGGACAAAUGCUUGCAAGAGUGGGACAUACCAAAGAAGAAGAUCCUUACAGUGAUAACAGACAAUGGGAGUAAUAUGGUGGCAGCAUUUAAACACACCACAGCAGCAGCAGAAGAACCACCCAGCUUUAGUGAGGAAGACUCCCCCAUAACGGAAAGUGACUCUGAGUCGUCUGAGUCUGAAAUUGAUGAUUUGCGGUGAGCCAUUUUUAUUAUUUUUUCAAUCUUUUUCAUGAUGACAGUCAAUUUUAACAUGGA